Molecule: messenger RNA, 6068 nt
Organism: Bombus huntii
Lineage: Eukaryota; Metazoa; Arthropoda; Insecta; Hymenoptera; Apidae
Gene: Naa15-16
Product: N-alpha-acetyltransferase 15, NatA auxiliary subunit
Exons: 11
Coding region: 229-2799 (856 amino acids)
Biological process (GO): N-terminal peptidyl-methionine acetylation
Cellular component (GO): cytoplasm; NatA complex
Molecular function (GO): protein-N-terminal amino-acid acetyltransferase activity; protein binding
Source: RefSeq, a predicted model, not a curated record
AACGCGAACGUACACAAAGAACGUAUUAUUCUUGUUAAUAAAUUUCUAAAAGCUAUAUAAUAUAUUAAAGUGUGCGGCACCGUGGAUGUAGAACUUCCGGCGGAACAGCAUUGUCGCAGAUGAUCACGUGAUCGAAGAUCGACUUCUUCGUUUGUGGCCACGAGGUUUUGUGGUGAAAAUUAAGUUUACCGGGUGGAAAAGGCCCUAUAUUUUUGUAUUUAUACAAAAAUGCCCUCCAGCAAUCCCUUGCCACCCAAAGAAAAUGCCUUGUUUAAACGAAUUCUGAGGUGUUACGAACACAAACAGUAUAAAAAUGGGAUAAAGUUUGCAAAGCAAAUUUUAUCAAACCCUAAAUUUAGUGAACAUGGAGAGACCUUGGCAAUGAAAGGUCUCACUCUGAACUGCUUAGGUCGCAAAGAAGAAGCAUACGAUCAUGUCCGGAGAGGUCUUAGGAAUGAUUUGCAAUCUCAUGUUUGUUGGCACGUUUAUGGACUUUUACAACGCUCGGAUAAGAAAUACGAUGAAGCCAUUAAGUGUUAUAGAAAUGCCCUUAAAUGGGACAAGGAUAACAUUCAAAUUCUUAGGGACUUAUCGCUGCUUCAAAUUCAGAUGAGGGAUCUGGAGGGCUAUAAGGACACAAGGUAUCAGUUAUUUAUGUUACGUCCUACACAGCGUGCUUCAUGGAUUGGUUUCGCUAUAUCAUAUCAUUUAUUAAAGGACUAUGAAACAGCACUUAAAAUUUUGGACACAUUUCGAAAUUCCCCAAUGAUUUGUUAUGAUUAUGAGCACAGUGAGUUGCUAUUGUAUCAAAAUAUGGUUAUCCAGGAAUCAGGGGAAUGUGAACAAGCAUUGAAACAUCUUGACAAGUAUAGUGAUCAAAUUUGUGAUAAAGUUACUGUAAAAGAAACAUAUGGUAAAUUAAGAUUACAAUUAAAACAAUAUGCAGAAGCAGCACAGGUUUAUAAAGAACUUUUAAAUAUAAAUCCUGAAAAUACAACUUAUUAUGCUAGGCUAGCAGAGGCUGAAAGACACACAAAACCUGAAGAAACAUUAGCUAUGCUCCAAAGAUACGAAGAAUUGUUUCCUCGAGCGUUAGCGCCGCGUCGCUUACAACUAAAUUAUGCAUUAGGGGAUGAAUUUAAAUCAUUAGUAGAUCGGUACUUACGAAGAGGCCUUCAUAAAGGUGUACCACCCCUAUUUGUAAAUCUUCGUUCUCUAUAUAACGAUCAACAGAAGGUUGAUACUAUACAGUCUUUGGUUUUGGAAUACAAGGAAGCAUUAAAAGCUCAUGGGCAUUUUAGCGACCAAGAGAAAGACAAUGCGCGAGAGCCAGCUUCGGCACUGUUAUGGACUUAUUAUUAUUUAGCACAACAUUACGACCAUCUUGGACUUACAGAAAAAGCGCUAAAUGAAAUUGAUGCUGCCAUAGAACACACACCUACACUUAUAGAACUUUUUGUUACCAAAGGCCGCAUUUAUAAGCAUGCUGGUAAUGUUCAAGAGGCUUAUAAGUGGUUAGACGAAGCGCAAGGAUUAGACACAGCAGAUCGAUAUAUUAAUUCUAAAUGUGCCAAGUAUAUGUUGCGUGCAAAUCUCAUCAAAGAAGCGGAAGAAACGUGUGGCAAGUUUACUAGGGAAGGGGUUUUAGCCAUGGAGAAUCUAAAUGAAAUGCAGUGUAUGUGGAUUCAGACAGAAGCAGCUAACGCUUACAAACGCCUUGGAAAGUAUGGGGAGGCAUUAAAGAAAUGUCACGAAGUUGACAGGCACUUUUCUGAAAUCAUAGAGGAUCAAUUCGACUUUCAUACCUACUGUAUGAGAAAGAUGACCUUGAGGUCUUACGUGGGUCUUCUAAGGUUAGAAGACGUGCUACGAGCUCAUCCAUUUUAUUUUAAAGCAGCAAAAUGUGCAAUGGAGGUUUAUUUACGACUACACGAUGAACCAUUGCCCGAUCCGACACAGACGCAAGAAAUCGACACCGAAAAUCUAGCGCCAUCAGAAUUGAAAAAAUUGAGAAACAAGCAAAGAAAACAACGUAGAAAGGCUGAACUGGAACGACAACAGGCUGCCCAAGCCCAAGAAAAGAGGGAACAGCACAAUAAGUCGCGGCAACAGACCGAUCCCGAUUUAGAACAGCCUACGCUAGAUGAACUUAUACCAGAGAAAUUGGAAAGGGUUGAGGAUCCUCUCGAGCAAGCAAUCAAAUUUUUACAACCACUGCAAGACUUGGCAUCGAACAGAAUAGAGACGCACCUUAUGGCAUUUGAAAUAUACAUUCGUAAAGGUCGUACGUUGUUAAUGUUAAGGUCGAUAAAACGUGCGCAUGAUCUAGAUCCUAACAAUCCGGACCUCCACACGUGCCUGGUACGUUUCAUGUUGCAUACUAACCGCUCGCCGUCUGAAGGACCAGUAGGCGAGGUAGUAAAGCGACAAACUGCAGGAAUCUACUCGACUUCAACGCCCACUCAAUUGAACGCGGAAUUCCUAAAAAAGAAUCGAAACUCACUGCCGCAUUUGCUUCAGGGUGCGAGGAUGUUGUACGUCCUGGACCCGUCCGCUCAAACAAAAGCUCUCUCCCUCGCCACAAACAUUGAUGAUCUCGAAGGUGUAACACUACAGAAUUGUACAAAAGUAUUGGAAUCGUUGCGCAAUGGUGACUUUGGCCAUUGCGACUCUACAAUCGCCGACUAUAUGGCGAAAUGUCACAAAUACUUCCCAUACGCGACCGCUUUUCGACCGCCGGAGACAAAGCUGACGGUGACGAUCAAGCAUCAAGAGAAAGAGAAUUCCAUCAAGAACUGAUCCAGGCACGCGCUAUCCAGCGUUAGCGAAUCAUUGCGUAGUUAGACGACGAGGCAAUGGAGGAGGAGUGUGCUGAGAUUCGCUCUGAUCUACGUUUAAGAAAAAGAACAAAAAAAAAGAGCAAAGAAACUAACGUUGAAUGUAAAAGGCACGCGGACGAAUGAACAUAUGUAGUGAAAGAAGAAGCGAAAUUGGCGGAUUUAAUAUUGAUAAUUAUUAAACAUGUAUUAUAUACGAACUGUUCCUGGGAAGAUUCAUGUAGUGUGAACAGUGCUGGGACAGUGCUGAAUAAAUAAUCUUUAAUAAUAAAUUAUAACACGAUGGGACGCGAGACAAGCGCCUCUGGCACGGUCCCGAAUUUUAGGUGAACGAAGAAAAGGAUGGCUUUAGCUAAAUAUUAAUUAACAAUUGGAACAGAACGAAUUAAACGAGCACUCUAUCAACAGAGCGGUCACGUUGAAAAGAAGGAUUGACAAAGUGUGAAAAUGUUUAGUGCAUAGAUGGGAUUGGGGCAGGGCAGGGAGGGAUGGGGUGAAGUACAGUGUGUAAAAUAUAUGACGUGCGUAAACUAACACAUUGGUACAAAAUACAAGACUUGUAUACAUUCGUAUGCGCGUUCUAUGAAUAUUUCUACUUGAUGUUAAGGUGUACUAUUUUCAGCGAUGUCUACAUAAAUACUCUACUGUGUAGAGUUGAGAAACUAGACGAUCAUCGAGCACCGAUAAUUGUACCACGCAUGUUCGUCGCUACUUUUUGAGAAUAGACUUUGUUCCAAGUCAUAUACUAACUUCUCCAGUUCACUUCAUUCGCAAAAACCGUUGAAACUUGUCAAGUGAACGAUCUAAUGUUUUUCUUCUAGAAACACGAUUUUAUUCCUGUGUUUAAAGCCAGGGUAAUAAUCUACGUUUGGAUUGGAGCCCUGAUAUUCCAUCGAGAUAGCAGUCAAUAUGGAAAUAGCAUCCAUUUGCGAAAGUCUCUGUGAAAGUUAUUAUAAGAACAAUAAAAGUGCAUAUAUUGUGUACGCAGAUUACCAAAGUAUAUGAUAAAUCGAAAACAAUAAGUGUCAAUAGCAAAACAAGCAAACGAAAAAAAUAUCAUACAUCUGUAUGUCAACGGAUUACAGAAAUUUUAAUAAAAGGUAAUGUUCAAAUUUACCGAUACAAAUCGAACGAUGUUAUGAUUGCCUCGUUUAUUUUUUGAAAUACCAGUACAUACUUAUAAGUCGUGAGUUUCCUUGAAUGAAAAAAAAGUAAAAGAAUUCAAUAAGAUACAGAUACUAAAAAAUAGUGAUAAUGUUUGUAUAUAUUUCACCUACUACUUUAACGAUAUAUAUGUAUAAAUACAUAUACACACACAUUUCCUAUCUUAUUUAAGUCAUAGAGUAUAAUUUUGCGAUUAGUUAAUAUUAUGCCAAUGUUGAAAGCUCAUUCAAAGUCGACUUAAUGGUAAUCAUAAAAAUAAGAUAUUUGCAUCAAGUCAUAGUAAUGUAUAUUUAACAUUUCAAUUCAUUCGUAACAUACAAUGGACAAAAACUCAAUACGUACAUCCAAAGUUAAUCGAUGGAAUAAUCUUCUAUCAAAAUAUAAUGAACAUAAUUGUAUUGAUUAAACUGAUACCUUCUGUAAAUGCAUGGAAUGUUUCUCAGGGCUACAUAAAUAAUGUCGUAACAUAAGCGAUAAUGUAGAAGUUUUACUCAUUCACUUUACCAUUAGUCAUUUAAUUAUUGUACAAUGCAAAGGAAAUAUGAUAUGACCACCAUGCUAGUCUAUCGAUAUACGAAGUGUUUCUUCUUGUAAAAGACUAUCAUUAGAAAAAUUAAUGCAUAUUAUCAUACACCAUUCGCGUCAUACUCAACUUUUCGACCAUGCAUCUACCGAAGUGUUGCUAUCUUUUAAUACUAUUUUUUUUUAUAAUACAUUAUUUACAGUACGCUUAAACUCCUGCAUAAUUAUUACAUUUCGAAAAAAAGAUAUAUAUAUAUAUAUAUAUAUAUAUACAUUAUAUAUAUAUUAAUUGCUCCAAUCUUUAUCGGAGGUUGUUACCUCAGUAUAAAAAUUUCUACUCCGCUCAUAACUAAUUAUUAAAUCUUUAAGAAAUAAACAAUGUUGAUUAAGGAUGGUACAUUAAUUUUUAGAAGAUUCAGUUUAGAUUUGCCUUUGAGUCCUUGAUUUAAUCGUACGAGCAAACGAUAAGCAUGGGUACCUCAACCCAUAUCCUCUUCCAUCUCCUCAUGUAAAUGAAUUCAUCAUAUAGACUUCAUGCAAAAUUUUUCAACGUAUACGAUUACGAAAGGACAUAAAACAGAAAAGAAUAAAAAUUGGAAAAUGAAGUCAAUGAUUAUUUAAAUGUGGUUAUUACUUUAAUCAUUGUAUUAGUAAUAUACUGCCAUUUGCAAUAAGCUGUUAUUAUAUUUUCUGCAACCGCUAUUUACAGAUUGAAUAGUUUAUGAUUUGUGCAAAAAUUGCCCAAAUUUUAUGGUAUUAAAGGAUAACGUUUAUAGCCAAGUACGCUUUUUACAAAUGUUAAUAUCUGUGUUUAUAUAUAAAAUACCCAUACAUUUUUACAAUAUUAAAUAUUUUUCUAUAUGAUGAAUUCAAUCAUCACGUAUAAUUACUUUCUUUAUGUAACUUUUCUUCAUUAUAGCGGUGUUUACAAACGUGAAGUAAUAUUUUAAAGACAAGAACAUGGAUAUGUAUAGUAUGUAUAUAAACGUAUCAUUAUCGUAUGCAUCAAAACUCUGUGUUCAAUUCCUGUUUGUUGUUACAUUAAUAACAAGUCAACAUGAAAAUAUUAUAUCACGUAUCAACAAUCGCCUCUCCUUCAGUCGUUUUGUAAAAAAUGAUAUUGAAAUAUUAUUUUAUCAUGGAAAUGAUACACACUUGUUACAUGUUUCUACCAUGCCAUAUUUGAUCAUACUACUAUUUACACUUGUACAGUACAUCGUUUGCAAUACUGUUGCAGAUAAUAUUACAUCUUGAUAAAAGUAUAGUAUCUUUGUAUUAUUGCUAAAUUCUUUCAUUUUCUGUACAUUGUUUUAUUUAUUUUCCAUAUUAUAUGGAUAAUGUUAAAACUACAAAUAGACCUGUAAAAAUUUAAAAUAGGGGUAUUUCUAUUUUCCAUUUGUACCUAAUUUAGUUUUGCAUGUAAAUAAUGGUAAUCAGUCUUUUUACAGUAAAACUGUAAUUCAUGUUUAUGUUAAAGAAUUAAUAUUACAGAUUUAAAUCUGCAAAAUGUCAUUAAAAAAUGAAAUAAAUCAUGAAUAUAUACAC